AUGGCUUCGUCGUACGAUUUCAUCAUUGUUGGGGCCGGUACUGCAGGACCCCUGCUGGCCGACCGCCUCACUCACACACACGCUGCACCCCGCGUUCUGCUUCUUGAAGCUGGCGGUGCGCCCAGCGGCCCUUACCUGCGCGCUCCGUAUCAUCGCUACCAUGCGCCAGCACUGCGCCCAGAUCUGGACCAUGGCUAUAUUAGCGGACCAGAGGAAGCGCUGAAUGGGCGGCAGAUUGCGUAUACUCGCGGAAAGGGAUUGGGUGGGUGUAGUAUGGUGAAUUUCGCAGUAUACCUAUAUGGCAGUAAGAGGGAUUAUGAAAGAUGGGACGACCUUGUCAAUGAUGACGGAGAAGAUGGAGAAGGCACCUUCAAGUGGGAUAACGUAAAGAGAGCGUUUGAAAAGAUUGAGAAUUAUGAUUCCUCGGGUUCAAAGACGUAUCGCCAUCUUGCUGACCCUUCGACUGUUCAGCAUGGGGUCAAGGGCAAAUUGAAUGUUGGGCUACCACCCAUUCUGGAAACGGCGGUCCAGCCACAGAUGGAGGCGCUUAUUCAGGCGGGGGAGAAGUUGAAUUUGGACCCAAACUCUGGAGAUCCAGUAGGCAUUAGUAUUUUCCCAGCCACGUAUGCUAAGCAAGGAAGGUGUACGAGUGCGAUUGCCCAUUUGACUGACCCGCCAAAAAAUCUUGAGAUUUGGACAGACGCAAAGGCGACGAAGUUGCUAUGGGAAGGGAAGAAGGUUGUUGGGGUUGUGACAGAGAAUGGACGAGAAGCGACUGCCAAGAACGAAGUCAUCAUUUGCGCCGGCGCAAUUGAUUCACCUCGGCUGCUCCUUCUUAACGGUAUCGGACCCAAGUCCGAACUCGAAGCCCUCGGAAUCGACGUCAAAGUGGACUUGCCCGGUGUAGGGAAGAAUCUCCAUGACCAUGUCUUGGCCUUUAUAAGUGUCGAAGUCGAUGGAAGUGUCAAUGACAAGUACGCCUUCGAGAGCAAUCCCGAAAUCGUUGCCGAAGCAGAAAAGACAUGGGAAAAGGAUCACUCUGGCGCCCUGGCGAUCCAUAACUCAGCUCUCUGGGGCGGGUUUCUCAAACUACCAGGACUAGAAACGUUCGAAGAGUACAAAGCUCUGCCCAAGGAUUUCCAAGAAUUUCUUCUAAAAGAUGAAGUCCCGACAUACGAGCUCAUAGCAAACUCAAUUCUGUGGCCUCCCGGAACGAAGCUCACAGAAGGCAACACAUAUAUGAGCUUCAUUGCUUUCCUAAUGAACCCGCUGUCGAGAGGCAGUGUAACUCUACGGUCCAAUGAUGCAGCAGAGAAGCCCACCAUCAAGCUCAACUACCUUACUCACCCAUACGACGCCCGUGUGUUCCGCGAAGCAAUCCGAAAUACAUGGAAUAAACUUACCACCUCAACCGCCCUUGCACCAUAUAUUGUGCGCAAAAUCCUUGCGCCGGAGUCAAUGUCGGAUGAAUCUAUUGAUGCGUUCGCGAAAGAAAACGCCAGUACGGUGUGGCAUGCUGCUGGUACGUGCAAGAUGGGAAAGAAUGACGAUAAAGAAGCAGUGGUAGACAAGAGGUUCAAAGUACGGGGUGUAGAAGGUCUGAGAGUGGUGGAUAUGAGUGUUGCGCCAGUCACGACAAACAAUCAUUCGCAGGCAACCGCGUAUCUGGUUGGGCAGAUUGCCAGCGAAAGGUUGAUUAAAGAGUAUGGAUUGGACAAGUAG
Messenger RNA from Bipolaris oryzae ATCC 44560, 1722 nucleotides. RefSeq names its product GMC oxidoreductase. The coding region runs from base 1 to 1722 and encodes 573 amino acids. The record is from RefSeq and is a predicted model, not a curated record. Lineage: Eukaryota; Fungi; Ascomycota; Dothideomycetes; Pleosporales; Pleosporaceae. Gene Ontology annotation, molecular function: oxidoreductase activity, acting on CH-OH group of donors; flavin adenine dinucleotide binding. The transcript has 3 exons.